AUGAUUGCAGUUAGGGCGACCAAUGCGGACAAGGCCUCCGAAAGUGCUUAUCUGCAAUUUCGAACCAUGGUGCCUGGAAGUCCUGGUUACGUAGAACUCAUGCAACUUGGAGAAGCCCAUCUCUUAGCUUCCCACAAAGAAGAGAAAUUCGUGACCCGGGCGUGCGAGAUGGGUUUUUCUUUACCGGUGCCAAUCCAAACAUUCUAUUUGAAUACUCUGGGAAAGUGGCAUCGUUGCAUCAAUAUUCGAGCCCUUGCUGAGCACAUCUUGGUCAAAUACCCUCACAAACUUCUAGCUGGACAUUCCUGUGCAGACAAGACUUCAUUUUAUCACGUCAUGGAAGAAUUUUGGAGGGCCUUUCGCCUCUACAAUGCGAACCACCCUGUAUUCGCAGAUUUUGCAAACAAUUUGCGGCAUUGCAUACCGAUGAAAAUACACAUCGAUGAGGGCACAGGAUUGAGGAGGGCUGCUGUCAAUCAGUUUUCUUGGGGGCCACUGCUGAGCAGCUCUCCAAACUCAUUGGAUCGAUAUUUUUUCUGGUCUUGCAUGAAUGGAGAGGAGUACAAGAAUGCCAACGCUGGGUACGAACGUGGAAAUGCAAUUCUGGAUGAGGUGAGCGAACGUCUGGCUGCACAAGCUCAAAGUGUUUAUCUUGAAGGGGUGAGCUGUCCGGGCAUUGGCAAGCUGCAUUUUGUUUGGGUUGCUUUGGAAGGUGAUCUACCUGCCCAAGCCCGAGCACUUCAUUGCAAGAGAAACUUCAAUUGCAUGCCAGACCAGCUCUGCCCAUGGUGUCAUGCUGAUGACUUGCAAGUUCCUUUCACGGAUUUCCGCCCGGUGGCAGCAUGGCGCAGAACUGUUGGUGCUUCGAGGCCUUGGACUACAGAGAGCCCCAUGCUUGGUAUUGCAGGGGCUGGCCAUGAAGUGUUCUUGGCGAAAGACCUCUUCCACCUUUGCCAUCUGGGUGCUGUGCGUGGUUUCGCUGUCAAUGUUCUGUGCUACCUCGCUACGAUGGCACACUUUGAAGGGAACAACAUCCCUGACAAAUUAUCUUCGGCCUACGGCGAGUUCAAACGUUUCUGCACAAGCAAAGGUGCGACACCGAUGGUGAAACAUUUCACCAAGGACAACUUGGGUUGGAGCUCCCUGAACUCCUACCCCCAAUGCUCUUUCAAGGGGUCGGACACUCGCUUGAUUCUUGGCUUCGUUCUGCAGAUCAUGCUCAAUCCCCGUGUGGCCCUUGAUGACAUCGCCUCAGAGGCGUUGUUGGCUGCCUCAGCCAUGGAUGAUUUUUUACGAUUGAUCUUUGGCUUGAAAGACAAUACUGGAUGCAAGCAAGCUCUUUUGAGCCGUCAAGAAGGUUCCCGAGCUUUGGUCCUACUGAAGACUUGGAUCGAAAAAAUUUAUUAG
This is a messenger RNA of Cladocopium goreaui, 1407 nucleotides long. The record is from the annotation of a GenBank genome assembly. NCBI's taxonomy places the organism in Eukaryota, Dinophyceae, Suessiales, Symbiodiniaceae.